CGCGAGGAGCUUCAAUAACAACUCAAGUUUUGUUUACAUUCUACAAUUCUACAUUCAAUCGACGUGUCGUAACGAUAGAACAGUUCACAACAGAAUUUCCAAGAUGAGUGGACUGUGUGGAUUACAAAAAGGACAAUAACAACGGAGCCAGAGAUGGCUGGGUCAAGAUGAAUCAAACACCAGCAACCCUCAAGAUCGCGGUAGACCUAACUCCGAGGGAAGGCUUGGAUGAGUCACGUAUGGAACCAAAAGCAUAUCUGGCAUCAGAAAGCUUUUCCAACCACUUGAAGCGAAAGACAGGAGACGAGGUCUCUGACCGGGCUGUAAAGACAGCUCGUUUGGAUCACCCGCCCCAUGAUACUGACCAGAUAAUGUCCAAGUAUCAGGGUCGUGUGCUUUCCAUCCACCCACUGGAUCAUGUCGAGGACAAGGUAGAAGUAGAAGCACACGGCCUAGGGGCUGGGGAUCAACCAGAGAAGCAGGAAGCAGAAGCAAUCUCGUUGCAGGAUUUGGCACGAGAAAUUGCCAAUAUCAAAGCGAAUGCAAUCUCCCAGGAAAGGAGGAUUGAACAACUUGAGCAAACACAUGCUCAGCUUCGAAGGCUGAACGCCAAGCAAGAUGGCCAACUUGUGGAACAGCAGCAAGAACUGUCUCGACUGAAGGAGAGAGUUUCUGACCUUGAAAAAAAAAGUCGCCAAGACGCAAAAAAAGCCAAUUCAAUCGCUACAACACAGAUUUUCUGGACUUACGUCUCGGAAGUGAUUGACAAAUAUGUCAAGGAAGAUCCAGGUCCAAGGAGGAAGAAGUCUGCUUUUGUCGCUGAAUAUAUCUAG
Molecule: messenger RNA, 833 nt
Organism: Xylona heveae TC161
Lineage: Eukaryota; Fungi; Ascomycota; Xylonomycetes; Xylonales; Xylonaceae
Exons: 2
Coding region: 168-833 (221 amino acids)
Source: RefSeq, a predicted model, not a curated record